Messenger RNA from Cyclocybe aegerita, 966 nucleotides. Lineage: Eukaryota; Fungi; Basidiomycota; Agaricomycetes; Agaricales; Hemipholiotaceae. The record is from the annotation of a GenBank genome assembly.
AUGGUCACUACGUCUCGGUACGAGUUUGAUCCUUCCAAGGAUCUCUUGGAUAUGAAGGGAAAAGUUGUCAUUGUCACUGGUGGGAAUGGCGGGAUAGGACUGGAGACCGUCAGACUUCUCGCUCGUUCUGGAGCGAAGGUCUACCUCGCUGCCAGGGAUCAAGGACGUGCAGAGGCGUGUAUUGAACGGUUGAAACGCGAAGGAUCUGAGCCAGGGGGUGGGGAGGUGACCUGGUUAAAAUUGGACUUGAGUGACCCUAGGGACGCGAAGAAGUGUGCCCAGGAUUUCCUCGCAAAGGAGAGCCGGUUGGAUGUAUUGGUGAACAAUGCUGGGAUGCUUUCGGCACCUCAUACAAUUGGCCCCGACGGAGUGUCCACUCUGGCUACAGUGAACUAUUUGGGCCCUUACGUCUUUACACGGACUCUGCUGCCUCUCUUACAGCUGACGGCGAAAGAAUCCAACUCAGAUGUCCGGAUAGUCAACGUGUCGUCCAUGACCCACAAGAACGUCCCAGCCUCCGUCAAAUUCGACGAUAUCAACGACUUCAACACCAAGUUUGGUGGACUGAUGCCCGGCCUCAUGCGUUAUGCUCACGGCAAACUCAUGCUCACUAUUUGGACUAAGACAUUGCAGAAGAAGCUAAAUGAGGAAACGUCAGCACCUAUCACAGUCAUGGUUGUUCAUCCAGGUGCCGUCGACACCUUCUCGCACAAACUUCCUCUCGCGUUCCUUUUCAAGUUCUUGAUCGGCUUCUUCAUGGCACCGCCAGAAAUUGGCGCCUACACUCCUGCUUUUGCAGCUGCUGGGAAGCGCGUUGCAGAGAACAGGGUCACAUAUCAGGGCGUGUAUCUUGAAAAUGUGCCCACUGGGCAGAUCACCGAGCCUCAUAAGGCGGUACUUGACGAGGAGAUCGGGGAAACACUCUGGAAGACGACAGAAUCUUUCUUGGAGCGUAUUGGCGUGUAG